Molecule: messenger RNA, 1477 nt
Organism: Musa acuminata AAA Group (dessert banana)
Lineage: Eukaryota; Viridiplantae; Streptophyta; Magnoliopsida; Zingiberales; Musaceae
Product: aspartic proteinase nepenthesin-1-like
Exons: 1
Coding region: 28-1317 (429 amino acids)
Biological process (GO): proteolysis
Cellular component (GO): extracellular region
Molecular function (GO): aspartic-type endopeptidase activity
Source: RefSeq, a predicted model, not a curated record
UGCGUUACCUCCUCAUCGAUCUCUUCCAUGGCUGCGGUGUUAUCUUUGUUGCUUGUAGUACUCAUUUCUCAUGCUCCCUCGGCCUUCCCUGCAACCACCCACGAAGCCACUACCGGGCUUCGAGUGGCAAUAACUCGCACCGAUUCCCCCAGCUCUUUCACGUUCAAGGAGCGGUUUCACCGGGCCGUGGAACGAAGCCGGCGGCGGAGGGAAGUCCUCAAGCUCGCCAAGAGCUCGAGACAUGACGUCGAGGCCGUGUUCAAGUGGGGGGACUCUGAGUACCUGAUAGAGCUCGCCGUCGGCACUCCGAUGCAGCCCAUCACCGCCAUCCUCGACACCGGCAGCGAUCUCAUAUGGACGCAGUGCAUGCCGUGCAUCCGGUGCCUGCCCCAACCCAGCCCUUACUACGACCCCUCCACCUCCUCCACCUACUCCGUGCUUCCCUGCUCCAGUCCCUCCUGCUCCGGCGUCCAACAUUUCUGCACCCAGGCUCUGUGCCAGUACUAUACAAGCUACGGGGACAACACCGUAACCAAUGGCUUCCUCUCGACCGAGACGCUCACCUUCGGCCGCAAGCGGGUUCCCGGCAUCACCUUCGGGUGCGGCAGUUGGAACAACGGCACCCUCUCCAACUCCACCGGCAUCGUGGGGCUGGGACGAGGCAGUCUGUCGCUACCAUCUCAGCUCCACCCUCGUAGAUUCUCUUACUGCCUCACUCCUGACAAUAGCACGAGCACCGGCCAUCUCUUCCUGGGUUCCAAGGCCAAACUGGGCCGACGACACCGAGGUGGUCGUGUCCAGACCACGCCGAUGCUACCGAGCCCUUCUGCUGUCCCAUUCAACACUUACUACUACCUCCCUAUACAAGGCAUAUCGCUCGGCCGCACCCUUCUUCCCAUCCCAAAGACCGCGUUCCAGAUCAAAAAAGACGGAAACGGCGGCAUGAUCAUCGACUCCGGCACCCAGUUCACCAUUGUGGAUCCGGCCGCGUUCCAUGUCAUAGUUAAAAAGAUCUCGUCCCUGGUGCACCUGCCGGUGGCCGAGUUGACGAACGAAUCACUUUGCUUCUCGUGGACGCCGGGGUUGCACCCGCUGCCGGAGAUGCCGGACAUGGUCUUCCAUUUCGACGGCGCCAACAUGGUGAUUCCCAGAGAUAAGUACAUGUUUUUGGAUCCCGACGACGGGUUCUGCUUGGCGAUCAUCGCCAUGGACGGCACGUCGAUCCUGGGCAACUACAUGCAGCAGAACAUGCACAUCCUCUACGAUCUGGAAGCCAACUCGCUGUCCUUUGCUGAUGCACGGUGCGACCAAAUCUGAGUCGCGGUCGGUCGAUGCUGCUACUCUCAUGCUUGCUUAGUCCACAAUAAGUGCGUACCGUCUGAUAUGACCAGCACGUCACUGAAUCUAUCUGAUGCAAUGCAAGUCUAUCUACGAAGUAUAAAUUAAGACAUUCCACGUGGUCGAAUGACUUUCUAUA